AUGGACGCAUCACCCUCAGGGGGCUUUACAGCCCCCGCCCCUCAGUUCGCCCUUCUUGAUAUGUUCUUUCCUGGCUUCUCUGUAUUCUCCGGCGCUGUCGAGAAAUACUUCAAGGUGGAUCUGAACCUCUACAUACCUGUUGUCAUCUUCCUCGGUAGCGUCACCUUUAUGUGGCGUUACUUUUCGGAUUACUUCUGGGAGAAAUUGGAAGCCUAUUUCAUGAGCACGGUGGAUAUCCGAACCGAUGAUGAGAUCUACAACAUGCUUAUGGCUUGGGUGGCCCAACAGAAGUUUGCAAAGGGGGCACGACGCUUCGUUGUCAACACAAAUCUGAACUCUAGGGCAUGGUACCUGUGGCGGUGGGACGACGACGACGACGAUGGGCCCGAAGACGGCGACGACAGCCCUGCGUCGCACGGAAAGAAGCAGAAGCAACUUGCAUACACGCCCACCUUUGGAAGCCACUUCUUCUGGUACAAAGGCCGGAUUUGUAUCUUCCGCCGAGACAAGGGCCGUGACCAGCAGGCGGGCUACAUGCUUGUGAGCGAGCGCGAGGAAAUCUCCAUCUCGUGCUUUGGCCGCGACCCCUGGCUGUUGAAGGAGCUCCUGAUGGAGGCUCGUACCCAAUUCACCCAGCGGGAUGAGCACAAGACGCUCAUCUACCGUGGAACGAUUCCUGCAGGGACCACAACUCCAGCCUGGCAGAGGUGCCUCGCGCGAGCUUCAAGGCCUUUCUCAACGGUCAUUCUGAACGACAAGGUUAAGCAAGAUCUUAUUGAUGAUGUCCAAGACUACCUCAAUCCGGCGACCAGACGGUGGUACUCGAAUCGCGGCAUUCCUUACCGCCGUGGCUAUCUGCUCUACGGCCCUCCUGGGACUGGCAAGAGUUCACUCUCCUUGGCCCUGGCUGGAUUCUUCAAGAUGCGCAUCUACAUCGUUAGCUUGAGCAGCGUCACCUCGAACGAGGAGAACCUGUCAACGCUGUUCGCAGAGCUGCCGCGGCGGUGUGUGGUUCUGCUGGAGGACAUCGACACGGCAGGGCUGACGCACACACGCGAGGACAGGCCCUCUGACGCUGGUAACGACAGCAAGGAUGACGAUAUGGAGCCUGGGCAGCUGACCAAGGGUGCUGGCCCUACCAACACGAACAACAACAACGGCCGCCUGUCGCUCUCGGGCCUUCUGAACAUCCUGGACGGCGUCGCCUCGCAGGAGGGGCGGGUUCUGAUUAUGACGACCAACCAUGUCGACAAGCUCGACAAGGCUCUCAUCCGACCCGGGCGAGUAGAUAUGAUCGUCAAGUUCGACCUGGCCGAUACGGGCAUGAUCAGCUCCAUCUUCCGCGCCAUCUUCGCACCCCUCGAGGGCGACAACAAGCCCUCGGCGUCGGAGGCCGAGGCCGCAGCGCGGGACCCCGAGGAGGGCAAGCGGCGCGUGGAGGCCGACAAGGUCCGGCGUGACGAGAUAACGGUCGAGAUCGAGAGGCUGGCCGAGGACUUUGCGGCCAGGAUCCCCGCGCACGAGUUCAGCCCCGCGGAGCUGCAGGGGUACCUGUUGAAGAACAAGCGGGACGCCGAGGGCGCCGUACGCGGCGCCGAAGCGUGGGUCGUCGAGGCGAGGAAGGAGAAGGCCGCUAAGCAGCUCAAGGACGCGGAGGACAAGAGGAAGAAGGAGGAGGAGGAAAAGGAGGCCGAGAAGAAGAAAAAGAAGAAGAGCAAGAGGGGCGGUAAGUCCAAGAAGAAGGAGCACAAGAGCAAGAAAGAGUCGUCCUCCAGCGAAUCCGACUCGGACUCGUCGAGCAGCUCAUCCAGCUCGUCUGAGUCCGAGUCAGAGGCUGAGGCGAAGAAAGAUAAGCGGCACAAGAGUAAGGGUAAGACCGACGUCAAGAUCAAGGUCGACGUAGUUAAAGAAGACGAGCAGGCUCCAAAUGCCCCGGCCUCGGCGAAGUCGGACGGUUUCAUCGAUGUUGAGAAGGACUGCGUCGACGACUCCGAAGGCAGGCCGCGGAGCACGGAUUCUGGCUAUGGCACCCCUUAG
Molecule: messenger RNA, 2037 nt
Organism: Diaporthe citri
Lineage: Eukaryota; Fungi; Ascomycota; Sordariomycetes; Diaporthales; Diaporthaceae
Exons: 1
Coding region: 1-2037 (678 amino acids)
Biological process (GO): mitochondrial respiratory chain complex III assembly; protein insertion into mitochondrial inner membrane from matrix
Cellular component (GO): mitochondrial inner membrane
Molecular function (GO): ATP binding; ATP hydrolysis activity
Source: RefSeq, a predicted model, not a curated record